Messenger RNA from Vicia villosa (hairy vetch), 3197 nucleotides. Its product is annotated as F-box/kelch-repeat protein At3g23880-like. Lineage: Eukaryota; Viridiplantae; Streptophyta; Magnoliopsida; Fabales; Fabaceae. Gene Ontology annotation, molecular function: protein binding. The record is from RefSeq and is a predicted model, not a curated record. Bases 69 to 1280 code for a protein of 403 amino acids. The transcript has 2 exons.
GCACACAGUACAGCUAUCCAACUUACAAUCCAUCGAGUCUCCAUCUCCGCCACUUUCCUCACGCGAAAAUGGAUCUCCGUCCCUCUCAAUCUCGCCGUCCGCCCAGCUCUCCGUCGUCACCACCUAUCCUCCCCGACGAAAUCAUGGCAGAAGUCCUCUCCUUCCUUCCCGUCAAAUCUCUCAUGCAAAUGAAAAGCGUCAGUAAGUUCUUCAACUCCCUCAUUUCCGAUCCCACCUUUAUCAAAAUGCAUCUCCGUCGAUCCGAGCAAAACCCUCAACUCACACUCGUCUCAGGAAAAUCCGUAGCAGAUUUCCGUUUCGUCACUCUCCCUAUCAACAGUUUUCUCGAGAAUCCUCUUAUCACCGUUCCGGAGAAGCCUUUCCAUCCAUUGUUAGACACUGUCCAUUACUGGUUGGUUGGUUCUUGUAACGGGUUGCUCUGUUUUGCUCAUUAUUCUAGUUUCACUGGUAGCUACAGAGAUUGCUGGCUCAAUUUCUAUAAUCCAGCUACAAGUACUUUAUCUAGGAAAUUAGGGUAUUUUAAGGAUUAUUGCAAGCAUCGUUAUUUUUUCUCUAGAUAUGCAUUUGGUUAUGAUAGUUUAACUGAUAAUUAUAAAGUAGCCGCGUUACGAGUGAUUGGUGGUGAAAAUGGUGACAACGAAACUCAAUUGAGAACAGAGGUGAGAGUUUUUAGUUUGAAGGAUAAUGUUUGGGGGGAUAUUCAAGGUUUUCCGGUUGGACCUCUCCGGUUAACUCUUCCAAGUGAGAAUCAUGGUGUUUAUUUGAAUGGGAGUCUUAAUUGGCUGGCGCUACGGAAUUGUUAUUCCGCGGAUAGGUUUUAUCAUAGUAGUGAUAUUAUUCUUGAUCAAUUUGUGAUCAUUUCGCUUGAUUUGGGUGCUGAGAGACACGUGGAGUUAAUGCCUCCGCGGGGUUUGGAGGAAGUGCCGUUGAUUGAGCCGACUAUUUCUGUGUUGCUGGAGUCUCUUUGUUUUUGUCAUGAUUUCAAACAGACUUGUUUGGUUAUAUGGCAGAUGAAGGAGUUUGGGGUUGGAGAGUCUUGGACUCAACUCUAUAGAAUUAAAUAUCAAAAUCUUCAACACAUUGGAUGCUGGUCGCCGUUGCACAUUUCUCAGGAUAAGAAUACUUUGGUAUUGGCAAACAAGCGAGACCUGCUAGCUAUUAUCUAUGAUUGGACAAAUAAUAGGGUAGAGAUAGUUACCAAUAAACCGCGAUGGGCCUUUUGCAAGGAUUAUGUUGAAAGUUUGGUUUCUAUUCGUUGAAAAUCGACAACCCCAACUUCAAGUACACCUGGUGCCAUUGAUGGAACUUGGUGGAAUGUUGGAAGAAAAAGGAUGGGGCUUAUUGGAAUAACGAAUAAUUUCGCUAUUGAAGGAACUUGGUGGAAUGCUUGGAAGAAAGAGGAUGGGGCUAUUGGAACAACGAAUAAUUUCGCUAUUGAUGGAACUUGGUGGAAUGCUUGGAAGAAACAGGAUGGGGCUGAUUGGAACAAUGAAUAAUUUCAUCAGUAACAAGUUACAGCACUCAUUUUGUUUAGCACAUUAUGACCCUCUUGAUGUUGCUCUUUAGGUUUCUUUGGAAACAUGUGUAGUGUAGCAACUUUCCGCGUUAUAGUUUGCUGGUUUUUGUGUAAAGGCAGGUGAAAGUCUUCAACUUUAUAAGUAAUUUAAGUACAUGUUUUGUAGAACAGGUACAGUUCACAUUACAAUUCAAAUCUUGUUGUAGUUUUACAAGAUUCAAUUAAUGAUAUACUGAAAAUCUAUAUCUGGAUAUUCUUUUCUUUUUGUUCCUUUUUCGCUCUUGAUUUAUUUGUUAUACUCUUACCUCGACUAGAUCCCAUGAUCUAAGCAACCAUGUUGUAGGUGUUCUAAGUAGCAAUAUACUAAACUUACUGUUUAGAUAAUUAUGAAUAAUGAAUAAGUUCUCAAUAUUGUCAGAUUGGUGUUUUGUUAUUCUGUUAUUAGUUACAAGAUCAGAAUUGUGUGUUCUGAUUUCUACUGGAUCCCGCCGUCCUGACAACCUUGUUAAACUCAUUGUUUGGAUGAUCAUAUGUAAGUAUGCAAUAAGAGUUGUUUUGUUUUUACAUUGUCAUAGAAUCUCAUGAAUUUGUCCGAGCUUGCAGGAGAGGCUCUGCGUAGCUUGAUUCCAAUUUAACUUACUCAGUUUCAUAACCAUACUUGUGAGUAGUGUGCUAAGAAUUUUUAUUUUUUGUGUGAUGCGUGGAAGAAUUGAAGUUGUUUAGAAGGUUAAGACUUGGCCUCAUUCCUUUAUUUUUUUUCCCACACUUAUUUAUUUGUAUGAUGGAAGUGCUCUUUGUCAACAAUGUGUUGUUAGAUACACAGGAAAUUUCAGUACUUCUUUUUUCUCGAUUUAUUUUGAUUCUAAACUAAAGUAAUGUAGCCUUGGGUCGUUUUUGGAGGUUUUUUUGCAUAUCAGUCUUAGUAGCCGUUCUGCAUCAAUGCCGGCGCUCUUUUACAUAGUUUGUGUGGCAGCAUAAUGCAGGACAGUCUCGUUUGUGUGACUGUGGCAGCAUUUUAUCUGCUUGGUCGGGUGUUUAGUGGAUGGAGCUUCUGGUUGUUAUUGGUUGUGCUUUGCGGUGGUUUGGUGUCGGCAGCGGCGUGUGGACAGUGUACCAGAUUUUUUGAUCUUCCAGUAAUUUUUGAGUUGGCUAGUUUAAUGGAGCAAGUUUGUUAUUGUGUUAAUCUAAUUUAGUUGUGUAUCUUCAAUUUUUGAAUUGUAAUUGCUGUGAUCUAAUUCUGUGCUGUGGUGUAAUUUUGGUUGAGGUUUCUGUCUUGGUCAGCUGGUCUGUGGCUGCGUUUUAUGCUUGAUAACCUCGCUAAUACUGCGUUUUAUGAUUGAUAACCUCGCUAAUAUGCUGUAUGGAAUAUUGGCAUGUCUCAUGCCCUUGGGUUUUGGUAAUAUAUUUUUGCUGUUUAAAAAAAAAAAAGAAAAGUAAAUAAUAUACAUUAGAGUUUUGGAACUUGUUACUGUGUUAGAUACACUUGAAUGACAGUUUCCAUCGAACAUUCUUUAGAGAAAUUUUACUCUCAUCUCAAUUAUCAAUCAAUGUAAAUGGAAAGGUGAUAGCUUUUUUCUAUUGCAAAAGCUGCGUGAGAUAAGGGAAUUCUUUACCUCCUCUAUUAUUUGGUAUAGUGGCGGAUGUCCUUAUCAUGGCCAAU